UCUUAAAAUACUUGGGCGUGUGUGGCAUCUAAUGUUACUGUCAUUGAUUAAGUCAUUUAGUUGAUUGUUGGAAUGCUAUAGUUGUUGAACUAUGACGGUAAAUCUUUAUACAAUCAGCUCUUAGGAACCAUGACCAGUAGAUUAGUUAUACAGUUAUAUAGCAUUGUUUAGUUUCAAUCAAUUGAAUUGAAACCAAGUACUCUCUCUCUCUCUCUCUCUCUCAUCUUUACAAAUUUCAUAUACUCCCCAAUGGAACCACAAAGAGAGAAACCAUGUCCUUCCAAGUCCUCAAGCACCACCUCUACACCAGAGGCUCCUCCAUGUCCAGACACUUCAAUGGAGAACACACAAGAAGAAAGAAAAGUAGUAGUAGUAGUAGUAGAAGAAGAAGAAGAAGAAGAUGGACAACUAGAGAAGAUGAUUGAUCUCAAGCUCUCUUGUAAGGACUCCAAUGAUAUGUUCAAACCAGAACUCAAUCUUAUUGAUUGUUUGAACAUGGAUUCAACUCGAACUUCAUCAGCAAAUCCCCAAAAACCGGAGGCCGAGCCAAGGGUUUUCUCAUGCACCUAUUGCAGAAGAAAGUUCUUUAGUUCACAAGCACUUGGAGGACACCAAAAUGCACACAAAAGAGAGAGGACUUUAGCUAAAAGAGGACUUAAAAUAUGGUCACCUGUACCACCUCAUGGGCACUCUUAUUGGCACCAUGAUCAGCAUGACCAUUAUUCUAGCUUGGCUUCUCUUCCCCUUCAUGGUGCUUAUAAUUAUAAUUCUAGGGCUCUUGGAAUACAGGCUCAUUCGAUGAUCCAUAAGGCUUCUAACAUGCCAAGUUCUUCAGGAUUUAGGAGUUUGUAUGGACAUGGUGGAUGGUCAAGGCUUCCUAUUGAUCAACAACCAGCUGUUGGGAAGCUAGCCACACAGAAUCACCAUGCAAAUCCAUCAUCAUCAACUGGACUUUCUUCAUCUCGAGGUGGCGUUGGAAGAUUCGACGCGGUGAGGAUGAUGAUGACCGGUUCUCCCGCCAAUGAGGUAAUUGGUGGUUAUUGGUGGGCAGGUGGUGGCAACAGCCGGUUGAAGACCAAUCAAGAUGAGAUGCAAAAGCUUGACUUGUCCCUCAAGCUCUAAGUACCCCUUUUUUUUUUUUUAAAACAAUCUCAUUUUAAAGCUUUGAUCUUUCCCUUGGUUGAGUUGAGGAUUAGCUAUAGUUUUUUUCUUUGAAAGUAAUUUUGUUGUUUAUUUAUCAUAGGGAAGUCUAGAAAUUUGGUUUCUUUGUUCUAGACUUGGAACUGUUUAGUUCAUACAUGUAUAUAUGUUCAAUUUUUUGGUAUUAUUUUGUACUCAUAUUAGAUGAUUGCUUAAGAUGGUUUAGUCCUCCGUGCCUCUAAAUGUAUAAAGGUGAUACUAAAUGUUGUAGCUGUACUUCUGUCUCUGAAUUUAAAGGUAGAGUCGAAAACAUUGUAAGGAAUAUUGGCUCCGGAUCCUCAAUCCCCAAAAUCAAUCCAUGUCCCCUGAUUCUAAUGCACUUUCGUCUGCAUGUUUACAUUUCGAGAUUUUCAUCACAUCGUGCGAUUGAGAAUGCAUUGGAGACAUAAAUUUUGAUACCCCUAGAUGUUGCAAAUGUAGAAAAAAUUUCUCCCAAUAGCUUUCUUGCUUAUUUGUCAGUCCUUAUCAACAACAUAGUUGGUAAAGCUUUUUAUGAAUUUUUCAUAUCACAACACAGAUUCAAUUCUUCUGUCUUACCAAACUAAACACCUAACAAAAGGGAGUACUAAUACUUCAAGACUACAAACAUAUGUGUUAACCUAAUAGGAAAUAGACCUAAUAUAUAUUAAGCUAUCCAAUACCAUUCUUCACGUGUAACCCUGUUUUGCACAUGGAGAUGCAAAUGUCCAUAUAUUAUAGAGAGAAGAAAUAACGCAAACGAGAGAGAAAUAAUGCAAAUGGGAACUAAAUACAAAUAGAGAGACUUGAACCCAAGAUCUCUUCCAACUUGAGUUAUGAUACCACGUUAAUCAAUUAGAGAGAAAAACUAAAAUUGUAUCAUUAUUACAUAAUCAGAUGUAUAAUACAAGAGAGUCUAACCCCAACAAUAAUAAGAUAAAAUGACUAAACAAACCUCAAAAGAAAAUAUACAAAAUACAUA
Molecule: messenger RNA, 2140 nt
Organism: Camellia sinensis
Lineage: Eukaryota; Viridiplantae; Streptophyta; Magnoliopsida; Ericales; Theaceae
Source: RefSeq, a predicted model, not a curated record